AUGUCUACAAAGAUUAAUGAUAAAUCUGUAGCAGCAUCAUUAUUAAAAGUUUAUCGAUCUAAUAGAUCGCUUUUUUUAAACACAUCAUAUAUUGUAUUAAUUACUGCAGCGUUUACAGGUGCAGCAAGUACUGGAUCAUCAUCAUCAUCAAAUCAAAAAUUAGAUAAAUCAAUAGAUAAUUCCAAAAAUGAUAUUAAAAAAUCAAAACAUCCAAAAUUAAGUAAACAAACUGUUGAUCGACUAAUAAAAUCUAUUGUACCUCAUUGGUAUGAUAAAACAAUAAUUUAUUUAUUAAGUCAUAUAAUUUUGUUAGUAAUUAGAGCUUUAUUAACUAUACAAGUUGCAACUUUAGAUGGUCAAUUAGUUGGAGCAUUAGUUUCAAAAAGGUUAAAAGUUUUCAGUAAAUAUCUUUUAAUAUGGUUAUUAAUUGGUAUACCAGCAUCAUUAACAAAUGCUUUAUUAAGUUGGACAAAAUCAAAUUUAAGUAAAAGCAUAAGAGAAAAUUUAAAUUCAUCAAUAAUGAAAAAUUAUUUACCUGCAAAUUUAGAUGCAAAUUAUUAUUCAUUAAUUCAUUUAAAUGAUAAUAAAAUAAAAGAUCCAAAUCAAAGAAUUACAACUGAUGUAACAAGAUUAGCUCAAGCUUUAAGUGCAUUACCAGGUCAAUUAUUAAAACCUACUUUAGAUCUUGUGUUAUGUGCAAGAAAAUUAAGUCAAAGUGGUGUUGGAAAUGGUGAAGGUACUUUAGCUUUAGGUAUAUUAGCUCAUUUUUCAACAAUGAUUAUAAGAUUUUUUUCUCCUCCUUUUGCAAAAUUAGCAAGUGAAAGAGCUAAUUUAGAAGGUCAAUUAAGAUCUGCUCAUUCUAAAAUUGUUUCAAAUAAUGAAGAAAUUGCAUUUUUAAAAGGUCAUUAUAGAGAAUUAGAUUAUAUUGAUUAUUGUUAUUAUACUUUAGAAAGAUUUUCAAAGGGAGAAUAUUGGAAAAAAGCCAUACAUGAAAUUGCUCAAACUUUUAUUGUUAAAUAUUUUUGGGGUGCUGCUGGAUUAGUAUUAUGUUCUGCUCCAAUAUUUAUAAAUAAAUAUAUUGGAGAAGAUCCAAAUAAUGAUACAGCAAGUAAUUUUAUAACUAAUAGAUCAUUAUUAUUAAGUGCUUCAGAUUCUUUAGAUAGAUUAAUAUUUGCAAGAAGAUAUCUUUUACAAAUUGUUGGACAUUCAAAUAGAGUUGCACAAUUAGAAGAUAGUUUAUAUGAAGUUCAAGAAAAUAAAAAAAAAAUAACAUCAAAUGUUAAAUAUAAUAAUGAUGAAAUAUGUUUUAAAAAUGUUAAAUUAUUAACUCCUGCAAAUGUUACAUUAAUUGAAAGUUUAAAUUUUGAAAUUAAAAAGGGUGAUCAUUUAUUAAUUUCAGGUCCAAAUGGGUCCGGAAAAUCUUCAUUAUUUAGAAUGCUUGGUGGAUUAUGGCCAGUAAAAGAAGGUACAAUAACAAUUCCAACUUCUGAAAAUAUGUUUUAUUUACCUCAAAGAGCUUAUUUAGUAACAGAUUCUUCAUUAAAAGAACAAAUAAUAUAUCCACAUUCUUUACAACAACAAAAAAAAUCAGAUGAAGAAUUAAAUGAAAUUUUAAAAGUUUUAAAAUUACAAGAUUUUAUACCACAAUUAAAUGAAAUUAAAAAUUGGAAUGAAGAAUUAUCAACAGGUGCACAACAAAGAUUAGCAAUGGCAAGAUUAUAUUAUCAUGAACCAAAAUUUGCAGUAUUAGAUGAAUGUACAUCUGCAGUAUCACCAGAUAUGGAACAAUUUAUGUAUCAAUAUGCUCAAAAUUUAGGUAUUACUUUAUUAAGUGUUUGUCAUAGACCUGCUUUAUGGCAUUUUCAUAAAUAUUUAUUAAAAUUUGAUGGUAAAGGUGGAUAUUUUUUUGGAAAAUUAGAUGCUAACAAGAGAUUAAAUUUAGAAAAUGAAAGAAUUGAAUUGGAAAAAAAAUUAAGAGAUGUUCCUAUUUUAAAAGAAAGAUUAUCUGAAUUAAAGAAAGUUUCAAAAUUACAACAUGAUAAAUAUAGAAGUUAG
Lodderomyces pseudojiufengensis is the source of this 2055-nucleotide messenger RNA. It is a transcript of the gene PXA2, whose product is annotated as ATP-binding cassette long-chain fatty acid transporter. Lineage: Eukaryota; Fungi; Ascomycota; Pichiomycetes; Serinales; Debaryomycetaceae. Gene Ontology annotation, biological process: very long-chain fatty acid catabolic process; fatty acid beta-oxidation; peroxisome organization. The coding region runs from base 1 to 2055 and encodes 684 amino acids. Gene Ontology annotation, cellular component: peroxisomal membrane. The transcript has a single exon. Gene Ontology annotation, molecular function: long-chain fatty acid transmembrane transporter activity; ATP hydrolysis activity; ABC-type transporter activity. The record is from RefSeq and is a predicted model, not a curated record.